AUGGCUUCGUCCGCACCCGCUGCUCCCUCCUACGCUCCGAUGAACUAUGCAUCUAGUUACUCGACUCCAGCAUAUCCGAAUCACCAACAGUACACAUCUCCGCAACCGCAGGGCUAUCCGAAUGUGGCCAACUCGACUCCCUACACUGCUGCCAACCCAUAUGCCCACCCUGCAGCGACACCUGGCUCGUCCUAUCAGCGGCAACCAGGCUACGAUGCCGCUUACGCGCCGCCACCAUCGACGACGCAGUCCACGUCGACCUACGCUCCAGUCAUGCCCAACCCGCCGCAUACGCAGCCCGCCCCGCCCCCAAUGAUGGGCCCGCCUAUGCGCUGGGGAUUUGAACAGGGCAAUGCGAACCCCGCGGGCUCGUAUGCGGGGGCCCAACGUAACCAGCGCGGUCCGCGUCCGUUCAAUGCCUACGGUGGCCCGACUCCCACCGGUGGACACCAGAUGCACCAUGCCAACAAGCGUGACCACAAAUCGGCGUUUGGCAAGCCGCAGUCCAUCGGGCCGCGAGUCCCUGCACCACCGCCAGUGCCGAGCUUCGGUAAUCCGCUCCCGUCAAAACCGCCCCCUCCGGCGGAUGCCGCCCGGAAACCGAAGAAAAAGAAGAGAAAGCACAACCAGCUGGGGCUGACGCCGAAGACGGAGGAGCAUGAGUCGAGCGAGGAGGAGGACGACGUAGACGAAGAGUCCAAGUUCGCGCAAGGGGGCGCCGCUGCAGCCGCACUCCAAAUCACAUAUAGAGGCCGAACGUCGACAUUACAGAGUCCUGAAGAUAUAGCUGCGUGGAUCGAGGAACGAAAGAAACGGUUCCCGACCCAGGCUAGAAUAGAAGAGAGAAAGAAGGCUAUGGAAGAGGCGAAGAAGGCGCGCGAAGAAGCUGCGCGACAAAGAGAACAACGCCGACAGGAGACGAAGCGGGCGCAGAAAGAGCAGGCUAAUGAUGGGGCCAAUCCAAUGGAUGAGGCUGCGAAAGCCAAGCAAAGGGCCGACAAGCUACGGCGAAAGCUGCAGAAAGAGCAGAAGCGUGUGGAAAAGGCCGAGGCUGAUGCCGAGCGUGCGCGAAUGAAGGUCGAGGAGUUACAAAAAGCGGCGUCUGCUCAAGCUCAGCCUGGGGGCAGCGGAUCGGACGUGGCCCCUCAAGGGGUUGAAACUACAGAUGCCGUCUCAACCGACACCGCUAAUGUCGUACCGAGCAAAGAUGCAGUGGAAGACGAUGCAGCCUUGUCAUCCCACGCCUCGGAGAGUAGCGAUUGGACAUCGUCCAGCGGGUCGGAUACAUCCUCAGAUUCUGACGAUAGCGACGAUGACUCGGCGCCCGAAGAGGCCACUUCUCGACGCGAGGGACCCGAACGGGUGGCGCCGCCUGCAAGAGAGAGCAAGAAACGCAUAUGCCGUCAUUUUCUCCGGACCGGGCGCUGUCUACGGGGAGAUAACUGCAAGUUUCUGCACGAGAAGCCAGAGCGGCCGGUCAAACAGAAGGCUGCGGAGAAGCCCGGGCGGAAGGGACUUCUUCAAGCGCUGCUUGGUCGCCAGAAAGAGGACGAAGAUCGACGAGCGAUGGAAGUGAUAGUGUGGUUGGGAGAGAACGGGCUGUUGGAGAAGACCGAGUCUGGCGACAGUGCUCCAGCGACGGAAGCCCAGCAUGAUAACAGUGAAACUCAGCAGCCGGUUGGAUAG
This is a messenger RNA of Aspergillus terreus NIH2624, 1686 nucleotides long. Its product is annotated as CCCH zinc finger protein. Gene Ontology annotation, molecular function: RNA binding; metal ion binding. Gene Ontology annotation, biological process: box C/D snoRNP assembly. Lineage: Eukaryota; Fungi; Ascomycota; Eurotiomycetes; Eurotiales; Aspergillaceae. Gene Ontology annotation, cellular component: nucleus. Bases 1 to 1686 code for a protein of 561 amino acids. The transcript is spliced from 2 exons. The record is from RefSeq and is a predicted model, not a curated record.